Molecule: messenger RNA, 697 nt
Organism: Archocentrus centrarchus (flier cichlid)
Lineage: Eukaryota; Metazoa; Chordata; Actinopteri; Cichliformes; Cichlidae
Gene: timm8a
Product: translocase of inner mitochondrial membrane 8 homolog A (yeast)
Exons: 2
Coding region: 106-378 (90 amino acids)
Source: RefSeq, a predicted model, not a curated record
ACUUCCCGUUUCCCGUCGUUCAUACACACGUGAAGGUCAGCAAUAAAGCCGUUCGGCGCUGAAAAAUUGCCAAAUAUUACUAAUACAACCUCUUUAUAAGCAAGUAUGGACGGCCAGGGAGCGACAGCAGACCCUCAGCUUCAGCAGUUCAUCGAAAUAGAGUCUCAAAAACAAAGAUUUCAGCAGCUGGUGCAUCAAAUGACGGAGGUUUGCUGGGAGAAGUGCAUGGAUAAACCUGGGCCGAAGCUGGACUCGAGGACGGAAACUUGCUUUGUUAACUGCGUGGAGCGAUUCAUUGACACCAGCCAGUUCAUCCUAAACAGACUGGAACAGACUCAGAGGAGCAGGGGGUCGUUCUCUGAGUCCAUGUCAGACUAAAAACUGUCUCUCGGAACACUAACGGGCAUAUGGGCACUGCUCUGAGAGGAGUCGCAUCCCUGACCCUGCUGUCUGUACAGUACGUAUGAACUGUCCAGCCAAUGGGGAAAAGGAACAUAAAAUGUUACCUUUCCAUACAAGUGCCUGAGAUUAACACCAACUAUGGACUCCUGUAGUUUUGUCUUCUGCUGGCAUCUGAGUGUUGCAAACAAACUUAAACUGUGGUCAGUGUUAAGUCACAGAAUUCAAACUCAAGCUGUGAAACUGAGUCUGAAUGUUAAAACAUGCAAGAACACACUGAGCUGGCCUGCUGGGGUUU